ACUGGGUUAGGCUAUGGCGUGAUACAAAAACUAUCAAAUUCAUAUAUCAUUUGUGGUUUUCAGACUUCUUCCUGGAAAAACCGUAGCUACACCACAGAGCAGCUCUGUGAGCUCCACCCUCAAACACCUGCGCAAACGACCAAUGUGUGUGGGUCAAUUUCUUCCGCCUCCCCUCGCCAAAUGGACAGAACAUUGAUACAAUUCUACCACUGCAAUAAAGAUAUAUACUGUUUUUCUGAUUAUUUCGAACAUCUUGAAUAUAAAUCAGGGUUGUUAUAUUGUCCUGCUUGUUUUGGGCGAUUGAAGUUUAACCUUCUCGAAGCACCUGUAAGUAUUCCCUGUCCGUUUACAAAUGGCCAUAAUGUUCCAUGCGCGUUCAAUAUAGGAUCUAUGCUCGGACCAUUGCAUAUCAGCGAAGACGAUUACUCUGAGCUGCAUAUUGGGAUAACAGACUCGAAAGGUCUGGUCUAUAACUACACACUGGCUGGGAUUAGAAGAGAUGCAUGUGGAUGGGAGCAGUGCAUCAGUGUGCCACUGGUCCAGCCUGACAGGAAUGGCCUGAAGGAGCAGUGGGACAGAGAGCUAGAGAAGUUCUCCUCACUGGACUCCUGGGCCCCACAGAGAUUUUAUGAAGAGAGAAAAUUUGGCUCCAGUUGCUAUGGUUUUGCCCUCUCCUUUAUAAACCAUGUGCGGGCCAUUGAGGGUCAACCAUGUAUUACAAGAGAUGAAUUCACUGGAAAAUUUGUCCUCCCAAGAAUCAAGAUAACAUCUAAAUAUAUUAAAAUCUACAAAGAGAUUACAAAGCAAGGCUUUUAUGUAGCUGACAAAUGAAUGAAAAGUUGAUUUUGUGUAGCAGUGGAGUAUAAUGGUUGGGAAACUGGGCUUGGAACCAAAAGGUUGCAGGUUUGACUCCCAGGUAGGGCAUGGCCAUUGUACCCUUGAGUAAAGUACUUCAUCUGAAUUGCUUCAGUAUAUGACCAGCUGUAUGAAGGGAUAUUAUGUAAAAUUGUGUCAUUUCCAUUGGAUAAGAGCAUGUUAAAUGACAGUGUAAUUUGUAAAUAAAGACUGCCUCAAAACCCAUCUGAGAAACAUAACAGAAUAUACAUGUGCUCUUAGAACAGUACUCAUUAUAAACAAAGUGUUUUGUGUCUGCCAAAAAUGUAAUUGCAUUCUCUGAAAUGUCUCUGUAAUGGUUUCCAUGGCUUUUAUGCACCCUUGACACUUGCACCACAUUUUCCCUGAUAACAUUUUGCACACAAGCAGCGGCAAAUGUGCAUAGUAAUUUCACGUUUCUUAGGUAACAUUAACUCUGACGCUAAGAACUGUGUCACUUUUCAAAUGACUCUGAAUUACAUUACACAGUCCUUCUGUAACACAACCGCACCACCUCAGAUCUUUUUUCUGAGGGGAUGGGGUGACAGGCUUUAAGUUAGCAAUUCUAAUGAUCCAAGACCCUCUUCCAUGUAAAGUAUCUAAACUGAAAUUUACACAUUUGUUAAAGGUUCAUCACCAUAUUAAUCUCUGAUUUCAUUAAGUUACUGGAUUUAUGAUAUCAUUUGUCCUGGAUAAAGGAAAUACUGGAUA
Messenger RNA from Anguilla anguilla (European eel), 1584 nucleotides. It is a transcript of the gene mkrn2os.1, whose product is annotated as MKRN2 opposite strand, tandem duplicate 1. The transcript is spliced from 4 exons. The record is from RefSeq and is a predicted model, not a curated record. The coding region runs from base 181 to 831 and encodes 216 amino acids. Lineage: Eukaryota; Metazoa; Chordata; Actinopteri; Anguilliformes; Anguillidae.